CACCUCCUAUGCUGUAUCUCAGCUGUGGAUACCACCAAAACCACCUGAUUUAACCUUUAUGAAUCUAGAUGAGACACCAACCCAACCUUCUUUUAAACAAAAACUAAUUACCCCCUUUUCCUGCACUGUUGGGUCAAGAAACGCGGAUACAGUGUUCUGUACCAAAGAGUUGCAGAUGGAGAAAGAUUCAGGUGACGAACUUAACGAUGAUAACACCAUACCAUUAUCCCUGGAAGACAAGAACAGACUGUACCUCCCUUGGAAAUUUUCAGUUAUUAUCAAAUUAUUCGGAAAACGAAUGAGCCACCAAUAUCUUAAAUCAAAAUUGAAAGAUCUGUGGAAGGUUUCAGAAGAGUUAUUGUUAAUCGAUUCAAGAUUUGACUACUUCAUAGUCAAAUUUCUCAAGGAAGAAAGUAUGCAAAAAGCACUUCACAACGGGCCUUGGUUUAUCAAUGGUUUCUUUCUGUCAAUUAAAAAGUGGCAUCCAAAUUUUGUUGCCUCUGAGGCAGAAGUCACCUCCUUGACUAUUUGGGUCCGUUUACCAGAACUCCCUACUGAGUUCUAUGACACAAUUAUCUUAUCUAAGAUUGGAAGCAAGUUGGGUCGUCUUCUUAAAAUUGAUACUUGUACAUCUGCAACUUUAAGGGGCAGAUAUGCUCGUAUUUGUGUUGAGGUCCCAAUUGGAAUACCAGUCAAAACACACAUCACUAUCGGAAGGCACAAACAUAAUCUUUUCUAUGAAGGAGCAGAUAUUUUAUGUAAAACAUGUGGCAGAUUAGGGCAUAUUCAUCUUAAUUGUGCCUAUAAGACAACAACUUCACCAACGGAGAUCGAGUAGGAACGAAGCACUAAACCUCAACAUGGUAGGGGGAACCCAAACCCCACCACUUAUUUACAACGAGGAUGACACCUGACAAACUGUUGUUUUCCCCCGACGAAGAAAUAGAAGUAGCUCUAAAGCGACGGCUCCCGGUCUCCCACUACCGGUGAGAAAAGAAACGGAACAAGGAUACUAAGACAACGGCUAGGAGAUCCGGAAUUAAGACACUGUUUUCGGGAGCAAAACAAAGUGGAUGACUUGCUAGCUAAGGAAGGACUGAAAAUUGAAAAAAUUGGUGGUCCUACUGUUUUAGUACUACCACCAUCUACUAUUUUGCCUAGUCUUAUGUUGGAUAUUUCUGGAGCUACAUAUCGUAGAUCUAUCUCUAGUGAUGUUUCUAAUGUUUUGGCUAACCUUGGCAACUUUGAUGCUCAGGUUGUACGAACAAUAUUUAAAUUUAUAUAUUAGCUUCUCUUUUGACAAAAAAAAAAAAAAAAGACAGGCGGAUUUACAAGCUAGAUUAUGGGGCACGUGAAUCCAUGGUCUCUCCGCCAAACUGCUUAUUCUAUGUAUGAAUGUAUUUUCUGGAAUUGGUCCAACAUUAUUUGUUGGCACUCAUGCUCCAAAAAGGCUAAAUGGUGCACUUGGUUGAAUACUGAGUUAUUUAUCCAAAAGUUUACUUA
This is a messenger RNA of Nicotiana tabacum (common tobacco), 1503 nucleotides long. Lineage: Eukaryota; Viridiplantae; Streptophyta; Magnoliopsida; Solanales; Solanaceae. The record is from RefSeq and is a predicted model, not a curated record.